GGCGCUGGGAAACAGGCGGAAAGCAAGCCCGGGGGGCGCGCCACGCCCUUCUCGGCGCGAGCCUACGCCCUCUCCCAAUCAACGCCGCCGGUCGUCCGACAGCGGCCUCCCAUUGGUUUUGAUCUGCUAGAAGGCGGGGAGAAGGGGCGGGACGUCGGUCGGACGCCUAGCCAAUCGCCGGGCCCACCGCGAGCGCCCCUGGUUGCCCCUGGAAACCGAACAGCCGGGAGCUGCGCUCAGCUGCGCAGGCCGAGUCCGGGAAAGAUGGAAGGCCCCUCGGAACACCCUGGGGACUCGAAGAAGGAAUACGGAGAUGUGGCGAGCCUGGCCCCGCGGCCGUCCGGGGUCAAGGCCAGCCCUGGCCCCCAUUCCCCAGCCGAGCCCGCGGAGCCGGUAGCCGUAGAGUCUUCGGAGAGAAGUUCCGCCGCGGUGGAGCCCGCCGAGCCCCCGGAGCCGGCCGAGUCGGACAAGCCGGCCGAGCUCGCCGAGCUCGGGGAAGGGCCGUUGGCCACCGAAGCUGAGGGGCCCGGAGAGCGAGAGGGGCCCGGAGAACGGGAGCGGCAGGCCGAGGCCGAGGCCGAGCCUGAGCCUGAGAAGCCGACCGAGGAGCCAGCCGAGCCGGGGUCCGAAGGCGGGCCCGGGCCCGAGCCCGAGGAACCCGAGAAGAGAGAAGAGGCGCCCGAGGAGGAAGAGGCGGAGACACCCGAGGAGGCGAGGAGUAAGAAAGCCUCAUCGCAGGCUUCGGUGCGGCGGUCCGCCUCGUCGCAGGCUUCGGUGCGGCGGUCCGCGACCAGCCAGGAGGAGGCUGCGCCCGUCCCGGAGGCUGAGCGCGAGGAGCUGGAGGAGGAGGAGGUGGAGGAGGAGGAGGAGGAGGAGGUGGAGAGCGAGGUGAGCGCGAGGAAGAGCGUGGAAGGAAGUGAGAAGGGGCUGGACGAGGAGCUCAAGGAUUCGGAGUUGGAGUGGACCGAGGAGGUGCAGAGGCAGCAGGAGCAGCAGCUGCGCUCCGAGCUCCUGGAGCAGUACCGCACCCUGAGGGUGGAGCGGAGCCACUACCAGCGCUACAACAUCUACCUGCAGCACAAGAUCUAUGAGGCGCUGCGCAAGAAGAAGGGCCUGGAAGCGGCCGAGGUGCCCGAGAAGGGCGCCGAGCCCGAGGCCCCCGAGAAGGAGGAAGCCUACCUCCACUACCUGGCCCUGCUGGAGGAGCUCAGGAAGCAGGAGGCCGACGACCUGGACUGGUACCACCAGGAGCUGGACCAGCUGAAGCAGCAGUGCAAGGAGAAGGUCUCCAGGGUGGAGAAGGAAUGGCGACGAUUCCAGGCACUCAAGAAGCAGGUGGUGCUGCAGGCCAUGGGCAGCUGUCGGCUGAGGGGCGGUCGCCAGGCUGCCCUGCGGGAGGUGGAGCAGAUCCAGGCGCUGGAGGACAAGAAGGAGAAGGAGAUGAGCGCCGUGCGGCUGGAGAACGUGCAGCUGAAGCAGAGCCUCGUGCAUUUUGAAACCAGGAUGCGGACCCAGGAGGGCACGUCGGACGGCUUGCUCCUCAUCGACUUUGAGCAGCUGAAGAUUGAGAACCAGACCUUCAAUGAGAAAGUGGAGGAGCGAAACGAGGAGCUUUUGAAACUGCACGGCAAGGUGAACAACAAUGUGCAAAUCAUCACCCACGUGAAGGAAAAGUUGCACUUCGUGGAUAUUGAAAAUAUGAGCAAAAAGGCGCAGCUUUUGGAGGUCGAGGCUCAGGUGGCCCUACGGAGGGACAUCCUGACCAAGACGAAGCAAGCGCGAGACAACCUGCGGCUGGACAACAUCAAGCUGAACCAGAGGUGUGGGCUCCUGGGCAAGGAGUCUCUCCUCCGGGACAUGGAGGAGAAGGCGGGCAGGACCGAACAGCUCCAGCAGCACUUGGAGAACCUGCAGCGCCACCACGCCGGCCUGGCCCUGUCCUGCCGCGGGGUGAAGCAGAAGGUCCGGGAAGCCAGGGCCUUCCUGCCCUCCUGACGGGCUCACCUCGGCAGCCGCUAUUGUCAGUUAACUUCUAUUCUCCAUGUGUUGCCAUUCUUUAAAAGGCUUGUGAUAUUUAGGAUGGAACUACAUUUUGUAUUUAUCUCAGACUCUGUCAGCUUCGAAAUGAGUGAGUGCUGGGCACAAAAUUGGGUUAGCAAUGGGUUUUAUUAUGGGGUCAAGCAAAGCAGGUCCAGAGGAACAACAGCAGGUGGUGUGCCCCCUUCUCGUGAAACACUGUCGAGAGUCUUAUAUCUGAGCGACUCCAUCAUCUCAGCGACCUGAUGCUGAGGAGAACUGCCCCCUCCCCCCUGUCGGAGCGGCAGCCAGUGGGCAGGAUGUCCCCAGUUCCUGUGCCAAUUAUUAAAUCUCUGCAUUUAUUAAACUGUGCGAGUCAGUUUCAAUUCAAACCUCGUGACUCCCUUAGAUGAACCUCGCUUCUGGGGCAAUAAAACAUCCAGGAAACGGGAAAUGACACAGAGGAAAGGGGCUGGUGUUCAUCUUCCCUUUGCUCCGUGAAAGGAGGCUCAGUCUGCUGAGCAGUGGAAGUUUGUUUCUGGCUCAAUGGCAGUCUUCAAGUCUAAUGAACUGUUUUCUUGGGCCCUCUAAAGGAAAGCAUUGAUCUCCCCCAAUAAAUGAAGGUUUGUUUUCUAGUGAAGACAGCGGGGGCUGUGUUUUGCCAGGUGCAAUAUGUAUGGAGUGGGGAGUGCCAACUGCCCAUAAGCCUCUUGUUUCCGGCGAGGCAACGGGACCCCACUCUGCACGUGGUUUUACUCUGUAUCAUACGUUAAAAUGCCUAUCAUUCCUCGUGUUAAUGCAAGAAAAAGCUGAUAGGCCCAGCUCCUUAAUUCAGAAUUGGUGAUUAACAUUUUUAGGGGUGGGGGUAAUGCUUUUGAAGCUAGGGGCUUGGUUUUCUUCUUUUUUUAAAAAAAAAAAUAUGGUUUUAUUGAUUUCAGAGAGAGGAAGGGAGAAGGACAGAGAGCUAGAAACAUUGAUGAAAGAGAAACAUCAAUGGGCUGCCUCCUGCACACCCCUCACGGGAUCAAGCCUGUAACACGGCCUGUGCCCCUCACCAGGACUUGAACCGUGAACUCCAGACUCAUGGGACGACACUCAACCAACUGAGCCACACUGGUUGGGCGGUUUUAUUUCUUCUUAAUCUUAGGUUAAAUUUUGAGAUGUGCGGAUCUGGGAUUAAAAGUAUUCCCUUAUCCCUAACCUUGAGUGCAUCUCAAGGGUGAUCUAUUUUUUGGUGCUAAAUACCUUUUAAGAAUGGCACAAACCCCACUCAAAGCAGAUGACUCCGCUGGUCCGGGGAAUGUCCCAAUAACUUUGUCUUUUGAUGCAUUUUGUUUUAAAGUGUUUUUCCUUUGAUGGCAAUAAAGGUUGAUUGCAAUUUCUUUUUACAUCCCACAUCUUGAAUACACGUUAUCAUAUAUACCAAUCCUACCACACAGACGUAACCCGAGGGGAGGGAAGAGCUUCACUUCCUACUCCCACUCUCCUCAUCCUCUACAAGUUCUGUCUUCUCUCUACCUGUUCAUCGGCCACAGUGAGGGAGUGCAUCGCUGGCAACAGAACAUUCUCUUCUUUGAGCCUCAUACAAAAAGCAACACUGGGUGGCUCUGUGGUUGGGAGACUUCCGAGUGCAACUACCAAUAUGCCUGGUGCCUUCACCAAGCAAAUGGCCUUUGCCAGCGCCCAUCCCUUAGGCUCACAAGAGGGGAAGAGGUGUCCUCAGCUGACUUUGCCACGUUAGCAAUUAUCCAGGUCGAACCGAGCACCUGCAUCGGCCAUGGCCUCCGCAUCAGGCAGGUCUGAGUGCCAAGAUACAAGAAGCGUGAGGCUGGCAUUGGCUUUUGUUGCCAAUCCUCACCCAAGGGUAUUUUUUUCCAUUGAAUUUCAGAAAGAGUUUGGUCCGAGGGCUGACACUCUAGCCGCUGUGCUGGCCUCGGACAAGGCUGGCCUCGCUUUAGGGGCAGGCUACCAAUGCCGCUCAGAUUCUAUCACUGCUACAAUGUUACCAUUAACUAGGAGACAAUGUUGGUUACUUCACAAGGGUGUUUCUAAAUAGAUUAUACAAGAGCUUUUAAUCUCAAUGGAAUACUACUCGGCCAUAAAAAAGGAAAUUUUACCCUCUGCGACAGCAUGGAUGGACCUUGAGAGCAUUAUGCUAAGUGAAAUAAGCCAGACAAAGACAAGCACCAUAUGAUCUCACUCAUAUGUGGAAUCUAAUGAACAAACUGAACUAAUAAGCAAAAGAAAGACAGACUCAGAGAGAGAGAGAGAGCAGGCAGACAGCUCUCAGGGGUUGGGGUCAGGGGGUGCGGAAGGAUUGAGCAAAAAAGAAAGAAAAUUAUAAAACCCACUUACACUUAACAAAACAAAGAUGUUGGGUACCCUUUUUACCUCAUUUGCAGAAAAGGAAAACGAUGCUUAGAGAAUUACAAUGCUCUCCUCACCUUCGGCUAACUGCUCCUUAAACCUGGGUUUAUUUUUGAGCUGUUUAAGAAGGGCUGUUGAAACGGGCAGAGGCCCUGCCCCUCCAUCCACAGGGAACCUCCAGGGCUCAGGCAUCGGGAAGCUGGGCCUUGGCAUGGCCGUGCGGGAGUAGCUGUCCUAGAGCAAGCAGGCUGCAGGGAGGAGCGGGGCAGCUCCGGGAUCCCUGGGACCUGAGGUCGUGCUGAGCCCCGGGGCCGGGGGCGGGGGGGCGAGUGGGCCUGAGCUUCACGCUGCCCAUCAAGGCUUCCUCUGCCAGUCCACCCGAGAUACCCUUCCUCUGGUCCAGCUGGUGGCCAACAGCUCAUCCCUAGUCCACCUUGGUGUCACCCUGCCUCUCCGCCCACCUGCUGCAGUGUCCUCCAACCAGCUCCUCCCCCCAGU
This is a messenger RNA of Myotis daubentonii (Daubenton's bat), 4881 nucleotides long. RefSeq names its product cilia and flagella associated protein 184 (gene CFAP184). Gene Ontology annotation, biological process: cilium assembly. The record is from RefSeq and is a predicted model, not a curated record. Lineage: Eukaryota; Metazoa; Chordata; Mammalia; Chiroptera; Vespertilionidae. Gene Ontology annotation, cellular component: axoneme; ciliary basal body.